AUGGAGCACCGCAUCCCGGCUCUUUUCCUCCUGCUGCUCCUUGCCGGGCCCCCAGCAGCAAGGCCCGCACCCCCGACCUGCUACUCCCGGAUGCUGGGCCUCAGCCGAGAGAUCACCGGGGACUUCCAGCUCCUGCAGGCUGCGGAGCCCGCGAAGGCCUGUGUGCGGUACCUGCCCCGCCUGUACCUGGACAUCCACAAUCACUGUGUGCUGGCCCAGCUGCGCGACUUCGUGGCCUCACCUCAAUGCUGGAAAGUGGCCCAGGUGGACUCCCUGAAGGACAAAGUGAGGAAGCUCUACACCAUCAUGAACUCCUUCUGCAGGCGGGACCUGGUCUUCCUGUCGGAUGACUGCAGUGCCUUGGAAUACCCAACCCCCGUGACCACCAGCCCUCCGGAUCGUCAGAGCUAAGGAUGCCAGGCCAGAGAACAACCCGGGAGGAUGGGGCUGUGCCGGCUGUGCCACCGCCCCACAGACCUCUCCCCCUGUUCCUGUAGUGUCCGAACCCAUCACAUGUCUCCCCCUUCUGGAAAGCAGGUUGGGGCUCCUACCCAGGAGCCGCGGCAGAGCACAGAGUUAGAAGCCAGCUUCGUUCUGUUGUGCCAGAGAAAAAGGCUCAGCAGCUUCUCUUUUGUGUACAAAUAACAACAAGUGAAUUAG
This is a messenger RNA of Fukomys damarensis (Damara mole-rat), 660 nucleotides long. It is a transcript of the gene Cytl1, whose product is annotated as cytokine like 1. Bases 1 to 411 code for a protein of 136 amino acids. The transcript has 4 exons. Gene Ontology annotation, biological process: positive regulation of transcription by RNA polymerase II. The record is from RefSeq and is a predicted model, not a curated record. Lineage: Eukaryota; Metazoa; Chordata; Mammalia; Rodentia; Bathyergidae.